Ruditapes philippinarum (Manila clam) is the source of this 504-nucleotide messenger RNA. Its product is annotated as GTP-binding protein Di-Ras2-like. Gene Ontology annotation, molecular function: GTP binding; GTPase activity. The coding region runs from base 1 to 504 and encodes 167 amino acids. The transcript is spliced from 4 exons. The record is from RefSeq and is a predicted model, not a curated record. Lineage: Eukaryota; Metazoa; Mollusca; Bivalvia; Venerida; Veneridae.
AUGGAUCGCAGUGAACAAGGCAACAACCGAUUCCAAAUUCUAGUUUUUGGAGUCAGUGGCGUAGGCAAAACAACUCUUGUAAAGCAGCUGCGUGAAGUGAGCGCUCAUGUAUUUGGACAAGAGGUGCAUCAAGGACGGGAUGGAUCAUACGACAAUUCUUCUUCGGAGAAAUUCAUAUUUCAAGAGAUUGUACAGUUUCAGUUUCCAAGUUUCAAGAAGCUGGCGAUCCAAAGAUCGGAUGCAUUUAUUUUAAUGUAUGAUGUAGAUGACCACGUAUCGUUUGACUACGUGGUCAGCUUCUAUGCAGAAAUUAAACACGUAAAAGGUGAAAAUGCGCCAAUUUUUGUUGUUGGUAACAGGACAAAUAUCCCGGGCGUUUGUGAUGCACAAUAUGAGAUAGAUAAUUGUGAUAUCAAUGAGAAUUUAGACAGUUCACACAUUAAACUCUGUGCACUCACUGGUGAUGGCGUGAAGGAUCUGUUCUCUUACGGCAGCCCGUGUUGA